Molecule: messenger RNA, 815 nt
Organism: Rosa rugosa (rugosa rose)
Lineage: Eukaryota; Viridiplantae; Streptophyta; Magnoliopsida; Rosales; Rosaceae
Exons: 10
Coding region: 64-573 (169 amino acids)
Molecular function (GO): calcium ion binding
Source: RefSeq, a predicted model, not a curated record
GGUACCGUCCCCUAAUAAGACUGAAGCAUCCAGCAAAGCAUUACACGCAGAUCAGACCGAAAAAUGGAGAACGCGACUCUUCUCAGAGAAUGGUUCGCGCGAGUUGACUCAGAGAAAACCGGAAGCAUCACUGCCCCUCAGCUCAAGAAUGCUCUCGCCGUUGGAAACCUCGAAUUCCCUCUCUCAGUUGUUCAGCAAAUGAUCAGGAUGUAUGAUUUUGAUAGAAAUGGAACUAUGAGCUUUGAAGAGUUUGUUGCGCUCAACAAGUUCCUACUAAAGGUUCAACAAGCUUUCUCAGAGCGAGAGAGGGGUCGGGGCUAUCUCGUUCCUGAUGAUGUGUAUGAGGCAUUGGGGAAAAUUGGUUUCUUCCUGGACUCCCCUGCUUUCUACACAGUCUGUGAGAGCUUUGAUGAAAAGAAGAAUGGAAUGUUCCGACUAGCUGACUUCAUAUCUCUUUGUAUAUUUGUGCAGUCUGCUCGUAAUCUGUUCAAUUCAUUUGAUACAGCUAAGCAAGGCAGAGUGACUCUUGAUCUCAACCAAUUUGUCUAUUGCUCUGCCAAUUGCAGAAUAUAACCUGCUGCAAUGAUGGGUGCUGCGGAAUUCCGACAUGUGUUUGUAUUCAAGUUUUUUCUUUGUGGAUGUAUGACCAGCAGAGUAUGCAUCUGCUUCCUAAGAUGUAUCACCUAGAAUGGGAUACGGCAGUGUAAAAAAGCAAAAGCUUCAAAUGGAAAAGUUGUAUGCUUCAGUGUGUUAAAUUUUCUCUUAUUGAUGUUCCAGACACAUCUUUUACAUAAUAGAGGAAAUAUGUUACAAUA